This is a messenger RNA of Saccostrea cuccullata (small rock oyster), 975 nucleotides long. RefSeq lists its product as uncharacterized. The record is from RefSeq and is a predicted model, not a curated record. The transcript has 9 exons. NCBI's taxonomy places the organism in Eukaryota, Metazoa, Mollusca, Bivalvia, Ostreida, Ostreidae. The coding region runs from base 1 to 975 and encodes 324 amino acids.
AUGGAGAUCAGACAAGCUGUCAGAAUGUCUUCGUCCCUUCCAGUGUUAUUUGAGCACGUCCAACCGAUGAACGCCAGUUGUGGUAGAAAAUCGGUGUAUAUUGAUGGGGGAAUGCUGUGUAUUUACCCAAUUUUCUGCUUUGAUGGAUGGUGGCUUUCAAUGAAACCAGAGGAUUCCUUCUUCAGAAAGUUGAACGACAUUGAUAGAAUGCCCGAAAUAUAUGAGAGUAGAUUUAAACCUGAAAACGAUGAAGAUUUAUUAAAGACUUUGGGUUUUGUAUUGUUCGCCGAUAAAGAAAGUAGGUUAUAUCGAAGACAUUAUGAAGUAAAGGAAGGGAUUAAUAAUCUAACACCUGUAACAGAGCAGCCUCCUAAACUGGAUAUCCCAGAAACGGAUUCAGUAAACGGACUCUCUUCUGGAAGAUGUUCUAGAACAGAGCAACCCCCUAAACUGGACAUUCCAGAAACGGAUAUAGUAGACGGAUCGUCUAAGAGCUCCUCUGUAACAGAACUGGAAAUCCUAGAACCGGAUACAUGCGACGAAGUGUUCAAAGACAUAAAUACAAAGCUGAAAAGAAAAUUCUUGGCCUCGAACGAACCCAUUAGUGACAGUGAUAACAAAAAUUUGAUGAUAUUUCUGAAGUUAGUUGCUGCUAAGGAUAGAGAAAACAAGCUAGAAAUGGCAGACUUCAUUGACGAACUGGAAAGGUUUAAAGGUCAACAGACAGACGUUUUUGAGGAUUUAUUCGGAGACAGAAGUCCAACACAAGUAUGGGCAUACUUAACACAGAGAGAAUGCGGAAAGAUAGAAUUUUCGGACAUAAAUCGAUUCAUCACAAGGAACACCGGCUACAGUGUAGAUCAGUGGUACAGUGGAUUUUCUUACAAACUUUCGGAAACACCAACAGAGUUCUUAGGCUCCAUACUCAAAACAAUGAUGCUGAAUUCAAGCAGAAUCUAUAUGAAGAAGUCCUGA